UGAGCAUGAGUUUCGUUUCCUUCAUUUCUUUCAUUCCUAUCAGCGCAGAGGUGAUUUGUAGGCUGUGUGGUCCAGUGGUUAAAGAAAAGGGCUUGUAAUCAGGAGGUCCCCAGGUCCAAAUCACACCUCAGCCACUGACUCAUCGUGUGACCCUGAGCAAGUCACUUAACCUCCUUGUGCUCCGUCUUUUGGGUGAGACAAUAUUGUAAAUGACUCUGCAGCUGAUGCAUAGUUCACACACCUGAGUCUCUGUAAGUUGCCUUGGAUAAAGGCAUCUGCUAAAUAAACAAAUAAUAAUUCAUCAUGGAGAAUGCACCAGACCAGCAGCUUGAUGAAAGAAGGUGCUGCACAGCAUCUUCUUUCUGGGCAACAUUCACAAGAACAAAAUUAUGCCUACAGAUUUCUUUGCAGAGAAAGAAUUUUCACAACUAUACAACAAGUUUUCAAAACCUUUUAAUGAAUUCUGCACCCACCUGCCAACCCGCACACCUUUUUCCAUCCUCCUUGAUGUGGUGGUAAAGAUUAAAGGCAGUCAAAAUGAAAUAGAGGUAAUGGAGUACCUUUUGACUUUAUUAAAACAACUGAAUGUGCCAAAAAAACCAUAUUUCAACUAUUACACCUUGGAGGCCACUGUCAUCUGCAUUUGUCAUUAUGAAAUGACAGGGGGAGAAACAACGAACAAGUUCUAUGGAGCCUCCCUGUCCUGCAAGGGGCUUAGAGAGCAGCAGGUCAUCAUUUCCCUCUCGUGUCGACACACAUGGACUCUGAAAGUGGCUUACGCAGUGGCCCUUGCAGAUGAAGGUGGUGCCAUCCAGCUUCCACAAACAGUGAAAUGCAAAGCCUUUAAAAGAAUCAGGGGAAAUGACCGCUAUUGUGAAAAACCUCCAUGCAAAAAUUGCAUUACUAUAUUCAAAGGAGCUACGUUCGAGCCUUGUCACAGUGAAGCCGAUGAAGAACCAAAGUGGCCCUAUGGCAACUGUGCUGAAACAGAGUCUCUCAGCAAACUCCUCAAUGCAGAUCCAGCACUCUGUGAACAAGUACAAGUUCUGAAGAACAACAUGACAGCUGACCUAGACCUUGAAAAAUACACAGUCUGGAAAAAUGCCACGAGCAGGCUGGUAGAGCUGCUUAGAGGGACAGAAUAUGUGCGUAAUGGCAAUGAUAUUCUGUUCUUUGUCCCCUAACCCUCCCCUCCGAGUCCUUUUUAGCUCCACUCUGCCAGUAUGGCAUGUAUCUUGUAAAAACCAGCUAAUUCCUGAUCCCUCCUGAUCUACAUGUGCUAUGAAUGAUUCUCUUGUACUAUCUGGAGAUCCAGAUACCUCAGGCUGUAGUAAUUGGUCUGUGUGGUAGUAAUUUAGGA
Xyrauchen texanus (razorback sucker) is the source of this 1360-nucleotide messenger RNA. RefSeq lists its product as uncharacterized. The record is from RefSeq and is a predicted model, not a curated record. NCBI's taxonomy places the organism in Eukaryota, Metazoa, Chordata, Actinopteri, Cypriniformes, Catostomidae. Bases 390 to 1184 code for a protein of 264 amino acids. The transcript has 4 exons.